Ostrea edulis (European flat oyster) is the source of this 1608-nucleotide messenger RNA. RefSeq names its product acyl-coenzyme A thioesterase 13-like. Lineage: Eukaryota; Metazoa; Mollusca; Bivalvia; Ostreida; Ostreidae. The coding region runs from base 260 to 718 and encodes 152 amino acids. Gene Ontology annotation, molecular function: fatty acyl-CoA hydrolase activity. The record is from RefSeq and is a predicted model, not a curated record. The transcript has 4 exons.
AACGGCUUCCGUAGAUAAACAAUCGCCCAAAACUGAAGGUAACUCAUUUCAGGAUGACGUUCUUUCUCAGGUUUAUAACAGUUUAGAUCCAGUUGGAGCAUUGUAUGUUAUCUAAAGUUACCCGGACGACUUACUGACAAAGAAAUGAAGUGAUUUUCUUUAACAUAGUUAGUAAAUUCUUACCCCGAAAAGUUCCGUGCAACACGCGCACAGUAUCGAACAAGAACGACAACUCUAGUCAAUAAAACCCCAUACUCUAAUGGCAACAGAGGACAUUGACAAAGAAGAAAGACUGAGGUUUGCUAAGGAGGUUGUUCAUGGAAGAGUACUUCGUGAUAAAAGAUUUGAAAACAUCAUACAGAAGAUCGUCGUUGUGGAUGGUGGCGAUGGCAACAUGACGUGUGAGUUUGAGGUGACAGAGGAACACAGAAACAGUAAUGGGACUCUUCACGGGGGUAUGAUGUCCUUAUUAGUGGACGCGGUCACAUCGUGGGCUCUUCACACAAAAGUUCGGGACAGAAACAGUGCCAGCAUUGAACUAACAUUACGCUUCCUUAAACCUCCAAGAGUAGGAGACACGGUCGUCAUAGACGCAAAGACGGUGAAGUGUGGUCGCCGCGUGGCAUUCCUCUCGGCGGAAAUCCGGUCUAAUAAUGGUGACUUGUUAGCGCAGGGAUAUCACACAAAGCUUAUUAUGGAACCUGGAUCCAAACUUUGAUCAUAGAGAAAUACAAUUACGUACAUAUCGCAUGGUGGUAAUUUGCUGAUAUGCCUCUGCAGAACUUCAAACUUUUCCCUUAAUUUAUUUGUAAUUUCCAUAAUACAAAUUGUGUAGAUAUACAUGUAUAUAUAUUAGAGGGAUUUCAAAACUAUAUGCAGUGGAUUUUUAUUUUAUUUUCUAUACACACCCAGUCACACACUUUUCAUACGUAACUGUAAUUUGUGCAGUGUGUGUGUAGGGGGGGGGGGGGGGGGGGGGGGCAACACAACCGUGAGAGCAUCUUCUGCGUAUGAUAAAUUUUUAAAUCAAGACAGGUUACUGACAAAUAAGUUGAUGUUACAGAGGUUUCAAGAAUUCCCUUAAAGGCAGCAUUUUGCAAAUUCUGUGGUCGUUGGGAUGAUCUUGUUUGCAAAUACAAGCUAUCACUGCGUUGAAUGCUAUCUGAUGUGUUUCAUUACUAAUUGCUACGCCGAUCUUUGAAAUUGAUUUAUACUAUGGAUUACUCUGUUUACCUGGUCAAGAGAUAGGGCUCACGGGCGGUCAACAGGGGGUUCUUACUCAUCGUAGGCACUUGACCCUAUCUCUAAUAUGUUCGGGGGUCCGUGUUUGCCCUUUUCUCAAUUUUGUAUUUUUAUAGGAUUUUUAAGAUUGAUCACUGUUCGUUAUCUUCACUUGAAAUAGGUUACAAAGCAUUUGAUAAUAUUCUACAAAUGGGUUCAUACACGUUUUUCCACACAUUCCAUUAAAUUUUAAAAAUAUAACAGUUUAGAGUUGUAAAUCGAUGUACAUUUUUCAAUGUUGUAUUUCAUUUUCAGAUGGUUUAUCAAGCCUAAAAUAUAUGAUGUUUCACAUUGUGAUGAGCAAUCAAAAAUACAUAAUAUAAUGAA